Molecule: messenger RNA, 573 nt
Organism: Batrachochytrium dendrobatidis JAM81
Lineage: Eukaryota; Fungi; Chytridiomycota; Chytridiomycetes; Rhizophydiales
Exons: 3
Coding region: 1-573 (190 amino acids)
Source: RefSeq, a predicted model, not a curated record
AUGCGAGCUACUCCAAAACACACCAUGAAGGCAAUGUGUGGCUCUCCAUCUAGAAUGAUGAGUCUUAAAUCCACUAUUGGUCCAUGUGCAAUGAGCGCAUUCCCAACUCGCUUUGCCAUUCCAUCCAUCAUAUCGGCCAUUCCUUCAAUUGCCCAUGUUGGAGGUACCUCUCCAUCAUCCACUGCAGAUAUCUCUGUUGUGCCACAGGUGAUCAAGUCUCAAAACAGAACCAUGUCCACCACAUCCGGUACCGAUGCUUCACCUCGCGAAAUGAUCACUUGUGGAUCCACGAUUGAUGCUGGUGAGGAUCUUGAUGUUAUACUACGCAAAGCACCAUAUACUCCAGUUAGGAUAGAUUUGUACUCCAAUUGGUAUAAACCAUACCGUAUUCUUGGACCGGUUAUUGAAGAAUUCGUAUCUGUCAAUCAAAAGUGUAGUAUUGUCAAUGUGAAUAUUGACAAUGAUUGGGUCUUGUCACGACAGAUUGUGUUGUUGUCCACAGUUGCGACAUUCAUGGAUGCAGUACUUGCCGACUGUUUUGAUGGCAAUACAUACGCAACGUGUAUGCAGUAG